UAAAGCCUUAAGCUUCACGUAGCGCUCAUCUCCUCCGUGGCAUCCUUGUUUCUUCUCAAAUGUGCGAUUUACGGCAGGAACGGCAGAGGAUGCUAAGGCCUAUUUCAUGUUAACUGCACACGUUAAUAUGAGGAUUAAGAGAUAAAAUAACGACUUGUUAAAGUCCCAGUUAAGUUAAUUGAAAGUGGAGUGACAAUGUUUGCUGUUGGCUGAAGUCCACUCUAAGAGCAAAAAUGAAGAGGAGGCUUCUUCAUGGUUUCCUGUCGGAAAUGUCCAUCCGGAUGGCGCUGUUUAUCGUUUUCCUUGUGACGGAGCAGCUUCCUCCUUUCUACCGUGAGAUCCAGCCAGAGGAGAUGUGGUUGUAUAAAUACCAUCGUGUGGAGAGAGACCAUGUUCCCACUUUUCUUAUGUUUAGUGUGGCGGUUUUCACCCCGCUGAUUGUGAUCCUGGUUUUCACCUUCCUGAUGAAGUCGGAGCGGGGAGAUCUAAAAGAAGCCUCGCUGGCUGUGACUUUGACUCUGGUGCUGAACGGAGUUUUCACCAACGUCAUCAAACUUGUUGUUGGCAGGCCACGACCAGACUUCUUCUAUCGCUGUUUCCCAGACGGUCAGAUGAAUCUGGAGUUGCGCUGCAGCGGUGACCCAGAUGUAGUCAUGGAGGGCAGGAAGAGCUUUCCCAGCGGGCACUCUUCCUUUGCCUUUGCAGGUUUGGGUUUCACAGCGCUGUACAUCGCAGGAAAGCUGCGCUGCUUCAGUGCAGCAGGCCGAGGCAGAGCGUGGCGGCUGUGUGCCUUUCUCACACCUUUACUCAUUGCCACUGUGAUCGCCCUCUCCAGAACCUGCGACUACAAACACCACUGGCAAGAUGUAUUGGUGGGUUCUCUGCUGGGCCUCUCCUUUGCCUGGAUGUGUUACAGACAACAUUACCCUCCUCUUCAGGACGCUGAGUGCCACAGACCUCUGCGUCACAGAGAGACUGUUCCCGCCGCACAGGAGCGCAAACUGGCCAACUCCAACUACAUCCUGCCCCUGUAGAACAGCAAUCUGUUCUGUAUCUGUUACUGGUGUCAUUCAUACUGGGUUACAUGGUAAUCCUUCAAAUUCCAAUUUUCACACCCAUAGGGCUGGGCAGUCAAUGUUUAUUGUUUAUUGUCAACCAUUGUAACUGUAUUGUGGGAUUUUUUUUUUGUAGGGUAAGACAUAGUGUAUUUUCUAAACUAAAAAGACUUAUGCCACAUU
Molecule: messenger RNA, 1238 nt
Organism: Etheostoma cragini (Arkansas darter)
Lineage: Eukaryota; Metazoa; Chordata; Actinopteri; Perciformes; Percidae
Gene: plpp5
Product: phospholipid phosphatase 5
Exons: 8
Coding region: 234-1034 (266 amino acids)
Biological process (GO): phospholipid metabolic process
Molecular function (GO): phosphatidate phosphatase activity
Source: RefSeq, a predicted model, not a curated record